Molecule: messenger RNA, 1575 nt
Organism: Fonsecaea multimorphosa CBS 102226
Lineage: Eukaryota; Fungi; Ascomycota; Eurotiomycetes; Chaetothyriales; Herpotrichiellaceae
Exons: 1
Coding region: 1-1575 (524 amino acids)
Biological process (GO): regulation of DNA-templated transcription
Molecular function (GO): DNA-binding transcription factor activity, RNA polymerase II-specific; zinc ion binding
Source: RefSeq, a predicted model, not a curated record
AUGGCUACGCCAAAGUUGGCUCGGAUUGGAGGCAGCAAGGUCCGCAGCGGUUGUAUUACUUGCAAAAGGCGUCACCUAAAGUGCGACGAAGGGAAGCCCAGUUGCCAGAGAUGCAUACGAAGCAAAAGAGAAUGCAAGGGCUAUGUCGAUCUGGUCAAGAGCGCAAAGCCGAGCAGAAAGGGCCAGGCUUUCGUUGUCUAUGUCCCGGAACCCCUCUACACAAUGACAUCUCUUCCAGACAUGGAUUGGAGAGAAAAGCGGUCUUUCAACUUCUUCCGGAAUCGAACAGCCGGUGAAUUAGCUGGUCAUUUCCGUCCUGAGCUGUGGUCUCGGUUCGUGCUGAACACGGCCCAUCAUGAAGACGCUAUCAAGCACGCAGUGAUAGCCAUUGGCGGGCUACACGAACUCUUCUUAUGUCCUUCGCCCUCCGCAGAUCCUUCUCUACUUGCAUUUGCCAUGCAGCACUACGGUAGAGCCAUGCACCAUGUGGUUAGGCUCGAUACAAGCAAAUCAGCUCGGGCGGUCGACGUUGCGUUGACCGUGUCAGUCCUUUUCGCCUGCAUUGAGAUCCUCCGAAAACAUUUUGCCUCUUCACUGAGCCACAUAUACUCUGGCAUGAGAAUAUUAGCAGAGCUGGCUCGUCGCUCUGAGAACACCCCAGAACACUACCUGCCGAGACAUCUACUAGUCCAGAUGUACUUGAGGCUAGACACUCAGGUCAUGGAGUUUGGGAAGGAUGGAUUCCAAGCGCCUCCGGCUUUUGCGAUAACCUCAGUCACUCCCAUCCCUACCACUUUCGGUGAUACUGACGAGGCUCGGGCAUCCUUCGAAAUGUGUCGCUACCAGAUAUUGCACUUUGCGCGCGAUGUCCAAGCUGCGAAAAAGAAGUGUGAUUCGCCCAGCGCAUAUCUCCAGGAUCUCGAUGGUCGAUACCAAGUACUUCGACAGCACUUCAACGAGUGGGUAAUGGCUUUUCAACGCAUGUUACAAAGGAAACGAAGCUACGACAUCGCGGGCCUUACCCUCAGGGCGUCGAGCAUUGCCCUAGAUAUCAUUCUAAGCUCAUGCAUGGAGCACAACGAGAUGGUCUUCGACCUAUUGACGCACAAGUUUAGGGAGCUGCUCAUGGUUUCAGAGGAGAUAGUGCAUGCGAUGCUACAAGACACCAGACCGAGAAAAACAUCUAAACAUCUUGGAACCACUUGCCAAGAUGGCACCCGCGCCGCUUCUACCUCAACAUCAGUUUAUCGUACAGAGCCUGUCAUUUCCAUGAACCUUGGAAUCGUCCCACAUCUCUACAUGGCAGCAACAAGAUGCCGAGAACCAGAUAUUCGACAGAAGUCUUUGUAUCUGCUGAAGAUUAUCAAGAGGCGGGAAGGGAUUUGUGACAGUGACACGUUGGCGGCCUUUGCGGAAAAGUUCGUUACGGAAGAAGAGGAGAGGGCUCGAACACAAAUGCAAGGUGUGCAUAGCGAUGACAAAAGCCAAAUCAAGCUUCACUCAUCCACACAAAUCCCGGAGACGGUCAGAAUCCCAGUCUUACAACAUCGACCACGAGAUCUUGACGCCAUAUGA